Messenger RNA from Aphidius gifuensis, 3479 nucleotides. RefSeq lists its product as uncharacterized. Gene Ontology annotation, cellular component: plasma membrane. Lineage: Eukaryota; Metazoa; Arthropoda; Insecta; Hymenoptera; Braconidae. Bases 548 to 2716 code for a protein of 722 amino acids. The transcript is spliced from 7 exons. The record is from RefSeq and is a predicted model, not a curated record. Gene Ontology annotation, molecular function: protein binding.
ACAAUUCCGGCGCCAUGGAACGUCAUUGGCUCAUGAGUGAUUGUGUACAUGGCAACGGGAAAAAAAAAAAAUAAAUACACACAGCAGCAACUCAGCAAGGUGCCGGCAGCAUCAUCAGUCGCACCAAAAACAACACGGUAUAAACAUCAUUUAUACUGUAUUUUUAAUUUUCAUCUCUUUGACAUACAUCUGUUGAUAUAAAUUUUCUUUUUCAUAGUGUUAUAUAAAUAAAUAUAAAUAACGUGCAUUUAAAAUUAAACAUUCUAUUUUUGUUAUUUUUUUUUUUAUAUCAAUAAAAAGUUUAGGAAAAACUGUGAAAAAUUGUGGAUUAAGUUGCUAGUUUUAAAUAAAAAAAUAAUCAACAAUUAAAAUAUACUUACUUUGUUUAUUUGUUUGUUUGUUUUUUAAGUGAAAUAUUUUUAAUUAAAAAAUUGAGUGUUUUUAAAAACUUUGGAAUUUUUUAUAUUUUUUUUUUUCUGACGCCAAUCGGUUGCCCCUGCAGAGCAACAAUGCGGUGAUCACUUUGGUGUCGGAGACAAAAAAAAAGAUGGAGAAUCGUGGUUACGAAGACGAUAAUAAACAUCCAAAUGAUCAUCAUCUUCUUCAUCAUAAUCAGUAUAUUCAACAACAACAACAAGAACCAAUUAAUUCAAGUGAUAUUGAAGGACAUAUUUAUGAAGAUAUUGUCACAAAUAUAGAUAAAAAAUUACCAGAUAAUUAUAAUAAUAAUAAAAGUAUAUUUAAUAAUAAUAUUAUAAAUAUGAACAGUCAUCAAUCAUCAUGGUUGACAGAUAAUAAUGAACAAAUAUUUCAUCGUAAUUUAACAUUACCACUAAGAAGAGAUCGUAGUGGUUUAAUUAAUAAUGAAAUGAGAUAUUCAGUUAGAAUACCAACAAAUGAUAAUAAUAAUAAUAAUUUACAAUAUUCAUGUGAAAAUUUUGAAACAAGUGAAACAAAUAGUGUUGCUGAUUCAUCAUCAGAAAAACCAACAAGACGUAGAAGAAAAAGAGAUUGUAAACAUUGUAAAAUGAAAGCAAAUGAUGAUACAAUUAAACAAUCAAAUCAACAAUUAUCAUUUGAUGAAUCAAGAACAAUAAUUGAGCCAAUAUUUACACUACCAAGUAAUAUUAGAAUACCAAAUUUUAAUAAUUCAAUUGGUAAUUUACAAAAUAUUAAUAACAACAACAAUAAUAAUAAUGAUUGUUGUAUUAAUUCAUGUAGUAUAUUUACAAUAGCAAAUAAUAAUAUUAAUAAUAAUAAUAAUAUCAAUGGUGCUUGUCAAAAUAUAAAUUAUGAUAAAAAAAUAAUUAAUUAUGAUAAAAAUGAUGUUGAUCCAAGACUUGGUCUUAUUGAAGAAGAUAAAGCAUUAUUAACACCUCAUCAAAAACAUAGAAAUGGAAUGAAAGUUAAUUCAAUUUAUUCACCAGAACAAUGGAGAGUAAAAGAUACAUCAGUUUUUAUUGGAGAUUUUAAUCAACAAUUUCAUAGAGCAUAUUCUGUACCGGAACAACAACAACAACAAAGUCCAUCAUCACAAAAUCGAGUUAAUUUACGAAGAAGUGUAAGAGGUGAACCACCACCACAACCAGCUCAACUAAGUAAAAAUCGUCAUGGUUGGACAUUGCAUUUUGCCAGGUCGCUGGACGCCACAAAUUGCACUAGAUCAAUUGUUCUUCUUCUUAUUGUCAUAUUGGCACUUCUUGGAAUUGGCUCAAUGGCAUUAUACUUUGUAUUUGAACCAGAAAAACUUCAAAUUAUAAAAGAAUAUCUUCGUUCAGGUGAACGAAAUAAUUCUUUAAAUAUAAACUUAACUGAACAUAAUAAUUUAAAAUCAGUUGAUGAUUUAAAUAUUAUGAGGGCAUUAACGACACUCAAAAGUAUUGGAAUAUCAACAACAUUACCACCACCAACAACAUCAACAACGAUGAAAGCAAUGACGACAACAACAGCAGCAUCAACAACGACGACAACAACUACAACAAUGCUACCAUUAAUUCCAGAAACAAUGACAACAAUAAUAAUAGAAAAACAAGAAACAACUAUCAAGCCAUAUUUAAAUAUCACAAGAUACUGUGAUGAUUGUUAUGAUGGUGAAGUAUGUGUUGCACUUGCUGGUGAUAAAGUACCAAUUUGUCGACCUGGCAAAGAUCCAAAUGAUCCAACUGGAUGUUCUGGACUUUGUAUUAUUAACAAAGAAAGAUGUCAUAGACUUGAUGAAAAUGCAUUUAGGUGUGAAUCCUGUGAAGAAGGUGAAUGGAGAUGCACUGAUUCUUUGUGUAUACCAUCCGUAAAACGUUGUGAUGGUCAUUGGAACUGUUAUGAUCACAGUGAUGAAGAUAAUUGCGAAUGUGAUUUACGUACACAUUUUCAAUGUGGCAAUGAGACAUCUUGUUUACCAAUGGAAAAACGAUGUGACGGUAAAAUUGACUGUUGGGAUGCUAGUGAUGAAAUUUGUUUCAAUCAUACUUUAUCUUGUCCAUCGACAAAUGAAUUUACAUGUAAUAAUGGUCAGUGUAUUAUUAAAACACGUUUUUGUGAUGGUUUUGUUGACUGCACUGAUGGAUCUGAUGAACCACAUGGUUGCCAUGGCAAGUGCAACAAACACGAGUUCACAUGCGGAAAUGGAAGAUGUAUAACGAGAAAUUUAAAAUGCAAUAAAAUUGAUGAUUGUGGUGAUAUGUCAGACGAGCAACAUUGUCGAGCUAGACCAAGAUAAUAAAGUUUAUAGGGAUAAAAAAAAAAUAAAGUAUUAAUAUUGAAAGAGAAUAAAAAGUUAAGACUGUAUAGAAAGAUACACUUGUGAAUGUAUAAAUUUAUGUUAUAAUAUCUUAAAAAAUGUAUCAGAAUUUAUAUUUAAAAAAUAAUUGAAAAUGUAAAAAUAAUUAACCAUUUUUUUAUUUUUUAUUUUACGAAACGUACUUGAUUACGAAAUUUUGUCGUUAAUAAUUAAUAGAUAUCUUAUUGUCAAAAUUCAUAUAGUCAAAUGAUAUUAAUUUAAAUUUUUCAUGAUUUUUUUUUUUACAAAACGUAGAUUGUAUUUAAAAAUUAAAUCAUUUUUUUUUUUUUUUUUAUCUUUAGCAACCAUUCGAAUAUUGAUAAAAUGUAAAUAUGGAUUUAUGAAAAAAUAAAUGACAAAUAGGAUUGUUCCUCAGUAAAAAAGUUUACUGCAAGGAAUAAAUAUAUAUAUAUAUUUUUUAUAUAUAUAAUAUUAGCAAAAAAAUAAAUAAUAACAAAGUUUUCUAUCGAAUAAUAAAAAUUCAAUUUGGUAUUGUUUUAAGCUAUACAAAUACAUGAAGAAAUUGAAAUUUAUAAAAACUCAAAACGAAGAUUAGAAUUUUAAAUGUAUUUGAAAAAAAUGUUAUUGAUUAUUAUUAUUAUUGUUUAUCUGCGCUCAAAGCUGCAGAUAUAUAUAAAUAAAUAAAUAAAUUAUAAAUAAAAUAAAAGAUUUGUUUUAAUUUAAUAAAUUAUUAUGAGACAAA